GGUGUGUGUCCCCUCCAUAUCAGCGGGUGGCAGUGUGAGCAGAGAUGUACUUGUGAGAUGAGAGACAACAGCCUGAGUUUGCUCUCUGAACCUGGAAGCUGAUACAUUAUGGAGCGGCUGGUUUUGUGUGUGUUGGUGUUUGGAGUGCUGGCGAAAGCGCAGAACUGCCCAGGUCGCUGCAUAUGCCAGACCAUCUCGCCGACCCUCACCCUUCUGUGUGCCAAGACGGGCCUGCUGUUCGUGCCGCCGGGCAUCGACCGCAAGACGGUGGAGCUGCGCCUGACCGACAACUUCAUCACGGUCAUCCGGCGGCGGGACUUCGCCAACAUGACCAGCCUGGUCCACCUGACGCUGUCGCGCAACACCAUCAGCCAAAUCGCACCGCACGCCUUCUUGGGCCUCCGCGCCCUCCGCGCCCUGCACAUGGACGGCAACCGGCUGACCGCCAUCAAGAGCGAGCACCUGCGGGGCCUGGUCAACCUCCGCCACCUCAUCCUGGGCAACAACCAGAUCCACACCGUGGCGCAGACGUCCUUCGACGAGUUCGUGUCCACCAUCGAGGACCUGGACCUGUCGUACAACAACCUGCACACGCUGCCGUGGAACGCCAUCGGGCGCAUGACCAACAUCAACACGCUCUCGCUCGACCACAACCUCAUCGACUACAUCGAGGCGGGCACCUUCACCAUGCUGACCAAGCUGGUGCGCCUGGACAUGACGUCCAACCGGCUGCACAAGCUCCCGCCGGACAACCUGUUCCAGCACGCGCAGGUCAUGUCCGACCCCAAGAACUCCAACCCCACGGGCCUGGCGGUCAGCUUCGGCGGCAACCCGCUGCACUGCAACUGCGAGCUGCUCUGGCUGCGGCGGCUGACCCGCGAGGACGACCUGGAGACGUGCGCCUCGCCCGAGCACCUGAUGGACAAGUACUUCUGGUCCAUCCAGGAGGAGGAGUUCACCUGCGACCCGCCGCUCAUCACGCGCCACACCGUCUCCAACCCGUCGGUGAUGGAGGGCCAGAGCGUGGCGCUCAAGUGCAAGGCCAUGGGCGACCCGGACCCUGCCAUCCACUGGCGCUUCCCCGACGGCAAGCUGGUGCACAACAACUCGCGCACCGUCGUGCACGACAACGGCACGCUGGAGAUCCUCAUCACCACGCUCAAGGACAACGGUGCCUUCACCUGCGUGGCGUCCAACGCCGCCGGCAUGGCCACCGCCCAGGUGGACAUCAGCAUGAUCCCGCUGCCGCUCUUCGUCAACAACACGGGGCACCUGCGCGAGGGCUCGCGCCUCCGCGACAUCACCACCUCCUCCAAGUCCAACGACACCAAGAGCCAGGACCGCAGGGUGGUGGUGGCCGACGUCACCGCCUCGUCGGCGGUCAUCCGCUGGCCGUCGGAGAGACACAUCCCCAACAUACGGAUGUACCAGAUCCAGUACAACAGCACGGCGGACGACACGCUGGUCUACAGGAUGAUCCCGUCCGCUAGCAAGACGUUCCUGAUCAACGACCUGGCGGCGGGCCGGGAGUACGACCUGUGCGUGCUGGCCGUCUACGACGACGGCAUCACGCUGCUGACCGCCACGCGCGUGGUGGGCUGCGUCCAGUUCCACACGGCGGCCGAGGCCAGCCAGUGCCGCUUCAUCCACAGCCAGUUCCUGGGCGGCACCAUGAUCAUCAUCAUCGGCGGCAUCAUCGUGGCGUCCGUGCUGGUCUUCAUCAUCAUCCUCAUGAUCCGCUACAAGGCCCACGGCGGGCCGGACGGCGCCAAGGCCAAGGCGUGCGGCAGCGGCGGCAGCAGCAGCAGCAACGUCCACUCGCAGACCAACGGGAGCCACCCGCAGGGUGGCGGGCGCAUGGGCCGCUCGGCCUCCAAGCAGCACGCGGCGCCCACUGAGGAGAGCCGCUUCCUGGACGGGCAGCGGCGCCAGUCGUCGUCGGACUGCAGGGCCCUGGUGCUGAAGCUGAAGAGCGACUGCCAGCUGGAGCCGGCGCCUGGCGGUGGCGGUAGCAGCGACGACUCGGCCGCGCUGGAGGUGGCGCUGCCCCCGCUGUCGGCCAUGGAGAAGACGGCCAAGGCGGCGGUGGCCGCGCUGGCCCGCCGCGCCAGCCUGGACGCCCAGGCGUCCUACGGCGCCAGCGGCGGCUUUUCGGAGGACACGGGCACCGACAGCAGCCUGACGGGCUCCACCAUGUCGCUGUGCCUCAUCGGGCCCAGCAGCGGCUGUGGCGGCGGAGGUGGCGGCGGAGGCGGGGCCAAGGACAGCCGGAAGGGCGCGCUGGCCAACAUCGGGCUCCUGCCCGGCGAGUUGGCACGGACGAGACACCGCUUCUCCUUCGACGGGGACUACGCGCUGUUCCAGAGCCACAGCUACCCGCGGCGCGCCCGGACGCGCAGGCACAAGUCGUCCAACCAGCUCAAUGUGGACUCGUCGCCGCUGGCCAACCGCAAAGUCACGUUCAGCAGCACCGAGUGGAUGCUGGAGAGCACGGUGUGA
Molecule: messenger RNA, 2499 nt
Organism: Sardina pilchardus (European sardine)
Lineage: Eukaryota; Metazoa; Chordata; Actinopteri; Clupeiformes; Clupeidae
Gene: lrfn1
Product: leucine rich repeat and fibronectin type III domain containing 1
Exons: 3
Coding region: 109-2499 (796 amino acids)
Molecular function (GO): protein binding
Source: RefSeq, a predicted model, not a curated record